This is a messenger RNA of Dissoconium aciculare CBS 342.82, 1077 nucleotides long. RefSeq lists its product as uncharacterized. The coding region runs from base 1 to 765 and encodes 254 amino acids. NCBI's taxonomy places the organism in Eukaryota, Fungi, Ascomycota, Dothideomycetes, Mycosphaerellales, Dissoconiaceae. The record is from RefSeq and is a predicted model, not a curated record. The transcript is spliced from 2 exons.
AUGCACCUAUCAAGCAGCAAUUCGAGACAGAAGUCGUUAUCAUCCAAAAACGCCUUGCCCGGUUUCCUCACGAAGUACACGAAGUGGAAGAAGGUACGCUCACAGAAACGAGUGCGUCAAUGGUCAUAUGACUUCGGUUCCGACGAAAAGUCCGCUAUCAGCCAAGCUGUCUUAUCUUACAUCGACGACAACGAAUUUGACACCAACGCCAAUCCGCAACCGGACGAUGUGACUGAGACGAUUGUGGCAUCCCUGAUCACGUCGAGAGACUUCCCGGGUCGUCGCAGAAGUAAGCUAGAGUGGGACGCCAAACGCGGAAUUGUUUUGCAAAAGACGCAGCGUCCUGUUGCGCGUGCCGGGCAUAUUGCUUCAGGGCGGUUUGGUGGGUUUGCUGACAUGGUCAAAGAUAAGCUUUCUGUGUUCUCUAAUACCAUCCCCACCUCUGCUGAUCUGUGGUCGCAACACGGGCAAACUGCCAACGAAAAUGGACGCUAUGGCCUCGCAUCAAACAUGGUUGCGAUUCUGGCGGGCUUGAUCGAUGAAGUCUUCGCUCCGAUUUGUAAGCAGCUCAAUCAGAGAGCACAAUUCUGGGCUGAUCUCGCGAAUGACACGGAGGUUGGAGAGCACGUUGGUGUCGAGGGAGGUGGUGACGACGCCAUGGAUGUGGACGAUAGCACGAACGGUGGGAGAAUCGAAUCUGGUGGAGUGAAACCCGACGGGGCGAUGGCCAGCAACGAGGAUGUUGAUGAGAUCAUGGAAGGGUAAUCUGGGACGAGAUGGGAUGUAAAACUUUCCGCAUCUUCAACGUCUCAAAGUGCGAUCAAACUUGUGUUAUGCUUCUUUCACAUUCGAAGGAGCUAAUCGCACUUGCGCCGUCGACGGCCGUGUCUGGUGUCAUUUGUGUGGCAAGAGCAUCAUCUUCUGCAAGAUCUGCCCCUAUUGGACUUGAUAUAGGAAUCGGUGAUCGGACGAAGCAUUCUACUGACUAAUCCGAUGCUUCGUUGCUCCGAUGACUCAUCCAUCGCUUGUUACUCCGAUGACUAAUAUCAUAUUUCAUCGACAACCUUGGAGCUUUUG